AUGAAGCGAUCAAGAAGAGAUAGCGAGGCCAAGUCCACUGCCGUCGUUACCACGGGUCGGAUAGAACGCAAAAGAGCUCACGACCGCGAAGCACAACGAGCCAGCCGAGCAAAGACCAAGGCAUAUAUUGCACACCUUGAAAAGACCGUUGCCGACCUCACCGAGACGAGUGGCGAUGCUCGCGCCAAUUACCUCGCACAACAUGCCACACAACAAUCACAAGAGAUCGAAUCCCUUCAGGGCCUCGUAGGAAAGAUCAAAUCGCUGAUCCAGGACGCAUCGACCAGCCCUCAAACAAACCGACGAGGAGAUUCCCCACACGAUACUUCAAGUCCAGAGACCAUAAUCAGAGAUGAUGGAGACCGGCAUCAGCAUUCAAAUAGCGGCGGAAACAACAAUAAUGCAUCAUCUUCCACAUCAUCGUACAACGCUCCCACCGUUGCCUACCCCGCCACUCCCUCACCACACGGCAACCUCACCCUCCUCGGAGAAUCCCUCCUCUGCUCCGAAGACGACGACACAACCUACUUCGACCGACUCAACCGCGUCCUCGAGCAGGUCGAGGCCCACCCUUCGGCCACGACCGGCCACAUCAGCAACCCCACCACGGACCAAGACAUCCUCAUCCGCGCUAUCCUCUACGGCUGGGACGCCGCCGAGCGCCUGCACCACUUCGACAUCGUCUGGCGGUUCCUGCGGGCCUUCGACGAGGGCCUCUGGUACCGCGCCGGGCCCCUCGAGCGCAUCGCCCACCACUGGCUCUUCCGGAACGUGCUC
Dissoconium aciculare CBS 342.82 is the source of this 777-nucleotide messenger RNA. RefSeq lists its product as uncharacterized. Gene Ontology annotation, biological process: regulation of DNA-templated transcription. The transcript has 2 exons. The record is from RefSeq and is a predicted model, not a curated record. NCBI's taxonomy places the organism in Eukaryota, Fungi, Ascomycota, Dothideomycetes, Mycosphaerellales, Dissoconiaceae. The annotation marks the transcript as partial. Gene Ontology annotation, molecular function: DNA-binding transcription factor activity.